GAGGUGGCGUCUGCAAUCACACGCUCGUCAUAUUACAAUAUGCUUGACGCGGGAAAAAAUGGUAAACGCCACUACCGGUUCGCUCACAACUUGCUUGACUGAAUUGCCUUUCGAGACCUGGCCUCUGCAGGCCCGCAGUAUGAAACGCGGCAAAAUCAGCCACUCUAAUAUUCCAUUCCAACAAUUGACGGAAAAGUGGCCAUGCCAAGUCACUCAUGCAUAAACUAUGCUGGCCAGUCCGGCCUCACGGCGCUCUUCGAUCACCAAUCGUCGUCCAGACAUGAAGCAUGUCUUCAGAUCCAGUCCCUGCUUUGUUAUCUGCAUGCGUAUGCGUUAACAAUGCUUUUCUUUGCCUUCGAGUUUUCCCAAUACACAUUGUUUGCCUCUUACAUUUGAGUAUAUUGGAAUUAGACGCCGCAUGCCCGAAGGCUGAAAUGUGUCGUUCUCGAAGGUCUAUCGUGUUUUCGACUG
Aspergillus costaricaensis CBS 115574 is the source of this 471-nucleotide messenger RNA. RefSeq lists its product as uncharacterized. The transcript has a single exon. The coding region runs from base 202 to 396 and encodes 64 amino acids. NCBI's taxonomy places the organism in Eukaryota, Fungi, Ascomycota, Eurotiomycetes, Eurotiales, Aspergillaceae. The record is from RefSeq and is a predicted model, not a curated record.